Messenger RNA from Mizuhopecten yessoensis (Yesso scallop), 1650 nucleotides. RefSeq lists its product as uncharacterized. Gene Ontology annotation, biological process: DNA integration; DNA recombination. Lineage: Eukaryota; Metazoa; Mollusca; Bivalvia; Pectinida; Pectinidae. The transcript is spliced from 2 exons. Gene Ontology annotation, molecular function: DNA binding. The record is from RefSeq and is a predicted model, not a curated record. The coding region runs from base 220 to 1650 and encodes 476 amino acids.
UUCAUAUUAAUACUUGCUCAAACGAUAUAACUAUUUAUUACAUACUUAAUAAUUUUCGCCGAUUUUAUUGGUUGGAUCCUAUACACGUGAUCAGUCCUCAAAAACUUUUAUACACCGGUUUUCGGAUGAAUAUUUAUUUUUAAAUAUCGCCUUUAGGGGGCUCUCCUACAUCUUUGCAGUAGCGCAUGUGUGUUAGACUACAUGCCACCAGUCAGUUAGAUGAAAGCAAAAAAGAUGGCAACCGGUGAACGUUUUGCCUCUGUAACAAAUGCAAAUUUUCAGAAACUUCUUGCAGAUAAAGACUCAGUCAAUACAAAAAAGGCUACCGAACACGCAGUGCGCGUCUUCCUUGCAUAUUUAAAGGAAAAGAGUCUUGAUACUGGCUUUGAAUACUACGAUACUGAUCUGUUAGAUUCAACCUUAGCCAAAUUUUACACGGAAGCCCGCUCAAGUAAAGGUAAACUAUACAAAAAGUCCACUCUCACAUCAAUAAGACACGGAUUGAAUAGACAUUUGAGUGAAUUUGAUAUAAUAAAUGGCGUAGAAUUUUCCAAGUCAAAACGAGCGUUCCAAGCCAUGUUAGUUGAACUAAAAAGGCAGGGCCUUGGAGGCAUUGAACAUCACCCACCAAUUGACAAAGUUGAUUUGGAAAAAUUGUACUCUUCCUUCAUACUCAACGAUCAUGAGUCAUUACAAUGCAAAGUAUUUGUGGACAUAAUGUUACACUUUGGUCGCCGUGGGAGGGAAAAUAUUAGGGAUCUAAAGAAGUCUGACUUCGCUACAACCACAGACGCUGAAGGAUGGAGAUAUAUCUAUCUCACUAAAGAUGAGCUGACGAAAAACCACCAAGCAGACACAAACACAGCACAGGGCAGAAUGUAUGAAAUCAAAGAUGAAAGCAGGUGUCCUGUGAAAUCUUUGGUGAUGUAUGUGAAGAUACUGCCUCCUGGAUACCCUUACCUUUUCCCCAAAGUGAGAAGGACUCCAAACCAGGCUGGAUAUUUUUUCGACAACACCCCAAUGGGACAUAACAAGCUCGGCGCACUUAUGACAACUUUGAGCACAAAAUACAGAUUAUCUCGCAAGUAUACUAAUCAUAGUUUACGGGCUACGGCUGUCCACCUUUUAGAUUCUGCACAAGUUCCAAGCCGUCAUAUAAUGACCGUCACUGGCCAUAAGUCCGAGCAGAGCUUGAAAACUUACACCGGAUAUACGGAUGUAAACACAAAAAGGUACAUGUCACACACCAUAAGUCGGGGAAUUGGCCUGAGUUUAGAUGAGCCAAUGGCAGAGUUGAAGAAGUAUGCGUCUGAUGUUGCCGAAACUCAAAUUCCGAGUACCAAAAGCGACGUUAUAAAUCAUUUAGGAAACUGUCUUGUGCAGCCUCCGCCUAAUUCGCAAGUGAACACCUUACUCGACGAAUUCGACAAUGGUGAAUCCAACGAAAUUGCCGUAAGUGCAGUUUUAGAUGCUGAAAUGAGUGAGGUGAAGCCAUGUGUUAGUGGUUUACCAAACCAGAGCAAUGUCACCAACCAUGUACCCAAUGUUCUGGGUUACAGUGAAUUUUGUAUUCCAAACUUCCAGUGGCCAAUUAUAUCUGGUCAAAAUGCACAGGUCACCAUCAACUAUAACAGUUUCCCUGCUAUAUAA